Messenger RNA from Opisthorchis viverrini, 207 nucleotides. RefSeq lists its product as hypothetical. The record is from RefSeq and is a predicted model, not a curated record. Lineage: Eukaryota; Metazoa; Platyhelminthes; Trematoda; Opisthorchiida; Opisthorchiidae. The transcript has a single exon. The coding region runs from base 1 to 207 and encodes 68 amino acids.
AUGGCAUGGGAUGGUAUGGUCGUCCUCGGGCUGGUGUCCAACGUCUGCUUUGUCGUUGUUGUUGAAUGUGGACGGGGGCGAGGUGUGCCGUGUUCGGCUCCCGAUCCUUCUGCAGGACGCCCAAGAUGUCCUCCACCUGGCUCGCCACUUGUAGCGCCGCUGCACCCGAGUGAGGAGGACUACCCAAAAACCGCUCGCGGAGUUUAG